Messenger RNA from Carya illinoinensis, 1137 nucleotides. RefSeq lists its product as uncharacterized. The transcript is spliced from 4 exons. The coding region runs from base 1 to 1137 and encodes 378 amino acids. The record is from RefSeq and is a predicted model, not a curated record. Lineage: Eukaryota; Viridiplantae; Streptophyta; Magnoliopsida; Fagales; Juglandaceae.
AUGCAAGAUGGUAGGGCCGAAGAAAGUUACUCGGAACCAGAAAAUGAAAUUGCGGAACACUUGAGUAAAAAUAAACAAUAUCCAUCGGAGAGUGAUGAAAUAAAGGAGAAAACUCAAGGAAAGGAUGAGAAUAGGUUGGAUAUGUUGAAAAAUAGACUGAAGUUUGAAUACAGUUUCUCCAAUCAGUGUGCUGUAGUUUAUGCCAGAUGUAGUUAUUUGGAAAGGCGAGAACUUUGGAGGUCGUUACAAUUGGAUGCCGUGCAAGACACUCCUUGGCUAUGCCUUGGAGAUUUCAACAUUAUUCGCAGGGAGGAGGAGAGAAGAGGCGGGAGACCUCGUUUGAGGAUUGUUAUGGAUGAUUUUAAUGAGUUUAUUGAUACUUGUGGACUCUUGGAAAUGAAGUUGGUAGGAAUGGUCUUUGCAAACGGGGGUAGAGCCUCCCUGCAAACCAUUUCUGACAUAUUUGCCUUGUAUGAAAGCUGGUCGGGGCAAGUGGUUAGUAAGGAGAAAUCAUCAAUUUUUUUCCCCAAGUAUGUCAAUUCGGCCCGAAAAAGAAAUCUUCUUCAGUUGACCUCCUUCUCGGAAUGCCUUUUUCCGGUUAAAUAUCUGGGUGUCCCUCUCUUUAGUGGAAGGGUAAAUGUGUCUUAUUUUGAGGAUUUACUGAACCGUAUUCGUGAUCGUCUAGAGGGGUGGCAAAAUAGGCUCCUAUCAGCUGGUGCUCGUCUCCUUUUACUACACCAUGUGGUAUCAAGCAUUCUGGUCCAUCUACUCUCAGUGGUUCAUGCUCCCAAGAAAGUGGUCUCCUCGCUAAACAGGAUCAUGAGUAAUUUUUUCUGGGGUACCUCAAAUGGCAAACAGAAGCGUAAAUGGGUGGCUUGGCAAAAGGUUUGUAUGCUGACCAAGGAAGGGGGACUGGGCCUAAGAAAAUUUGAAGAAGUUCAGUCUUCACUAUUCAUGAAGCUUGCUUCGAAUCUGUUGUCCCGUGUCUCUCUAUGGGCAAAUUUUUUCAGGAAGAAAUACUGUAAAGGAGAGCAUGUGACUUUAGUUGAUAACACUAAACGAUCACCUCUUUGGAAAUGUAUAAUGACCAUGGUUCCGAAUAUUAUUAAUAAUGCUUGGUGGCGGAUUAAGGAAUGA